Messenger RNA from Helianthus annuus (common sunflower), 810 nucleotides. Its product is annotated as 50S ribosomal protein L14, chloroplastic-like. The coding region runs from base 1 to 639 and encodes 212 amino acids. The transcript has a single exon. The record is from RefSeq and is a predicted model, not a curated record. Lineage: Eukaryota; Viridiplantae; Streptophyta; Magnoliopsida; Asterales; Asteraceae. Gene Ontology annotation, molecular function: structural constituent of ribosome; large ribosomal subunit rRNA binding. Gene Ontology annotation, cellular component: membrane; ribosome; cytosolic large ribosomal subunit. Gene Ontology annotation, biological process: translation.
AUGAAAUUCAACCCUGGAAAUACAGGAUCCCAAUUUUUUUUACUACCCGGAGCUUCGAUACAUUUCGAAAUCGAGAGAUGUCUACCGGUUGAUAUAGUUGAAGCGCAGUCAAAAUAUGGUUUUUGGGGAUGGAAUUUGUGGCGUCAACCUAUAGGGUUUCUAGUUUUUCUAAUUUCUUCCCUAGCCGAGUGUGAACGAUUACCUUUUGAUUUACCAGAAGCAGAAGAAGAAUUAGUAGCAGGUUAUCAAACCGAAUAUUCCGGUAUCAAAUUUGGUUUAUUUUACGUUGCUUUGAAUGUAGCAGAUAACAGCGGGGCUCGAGAAUUGAUGUGUAUUCGAAUCAUAGGAGCUAGCAAUCGUCGAUAUGCUCAUAUUGGUGACGUUAUUGUUGUUGUGAUCAAAGAUGCAGUUCCAAACAUGCCUCUAGAAAGAUCAGAAGUGGUCAGAGCUGUAAUUGUCCGUACUUGUAAAGAACUUAAACGUGACAACGGUAUGAUAAUACGAUAUGAUGACAAUGCUGCAGUUGUGAUUGAUCAAGAAGGAAAUCCAAAAGGAACUCGCGUUUUUGGUGCGAUUGCCCGAGAAUUGAGACAGUUCAAUUUUACUAAAAUAGUUUCAUUAGCUCCCGAGGUAUUAUAAAAUGAGACUACGAUAUGGUUAUAGGUUAUAGUAGGGUAUUUAAAAGAAAUAGAUUAAGAUUAAUUUAGUAGAUUUUGUCUCACGUAUAUACCUUUCAAAAUUCAUAUUAAUAUUCAUAAACAAAUACGUAAAAAAAAAAAAAAAAGAAAAACAUGUUGAUUAUAUCCAAAU